This is a messenger RNA of Bufo gargarizans (Asiatic toad), 729 nucleotides long. RefSeq names its product splicing factor 3B subunit 5. NCBI's taxonomy places the organism in Eukaryota, Metazoa, Chordata, Amphibia, Anura, Bufonidae. Gene Ontology annotation, biological process: mRNA splicing, via spliceosome. The transcript has a single exon. The record is from RefSeq and is a predicted model, not a curated record. Gene Ontology annotation, cellular component: U2 snRNP; precatalytic spliceosome. Bases 259 to 519 code for a protein of 86 amino acids.
CGUGCACAAGGCGGGCGUUGCUAUGCAGAUGGCGAACACGAAGAGGAGCAUGAUGGUGAUUGCAGAGCGGAGGACGCACGUUCUCCCUGGUUUGUGAGAGAAAGAAGCCUCCUGGACUGUGGCUGGGGCCUGUAGGCUGUCGCUUUGAGAAGUGUUCAGCAUUGGGGAGCAUCGACCUGGAUGGCGAACACGGUUCGGGUUAUCACUUAUCAAGUGUAGUAUCUGUUCUUAUACUUCCACUCUGAUCAGUGAGGCGCCAUGACGGACCGCUACACCAUCCACAGCCAGUUGGAGCAUCUGCAGUCCAAGUACAUUGGCACUGGCCAUGCAGACACCACCAAGUGGGAAUGGCUGGUGAACCAGCACCGUGACUCGUACUGCUCCUACAUGGGCCACUUUGACCUGCUCAACUACUUUGCUGUGGCUGAAAAUGAGAGCAAGGCCCGAGUGCGGUUUAAUCUGAUGGAGAAGAUGCUGCAACCGUGUGGGCCGCCCAUGGACAAGCCAGACGAGUCCUAGAGACUGGGCAGUGACUGGUGCCCUGGACUUGAUGCUCUCCUCCCCGUGGUCCGGGGCUUCUUCCAUUUAGUUCCCUACGUGGAUUUUAGAUUCUUUUCUAUUGUAAUAGAAACAUAUGAAUUGUGCUCAGUGCAGACCAGGCCUUUUUAUACUGAAUUAAAGCCCCUUUCUGUUCAAAAUUAAAAAUAAUUUAAAAAAAAAAUCUGUUCA